UUGUAGACACACAGGCAUCCCACUCCUAAGCUAGUAAAAGCAAGAUGGCCGCCUCCGGUGGUGGUGGUACCUCAAGCCAGCCCAUGGAAUCGGAACAAAUUACCCGACUCAAAGGCCUUCUACUACAAUAUAUUAGACCAAAUAUCUUGAGCCUAUUGAACCAGUCAGACCUCGCUCUGCAGCAGAAUGUUUAUUCUGAUACAGGAGUACCGGGAAAAUCUGCUGAUAACCCAAAUAAAGAACCCACAACUGAGAACCCACAUCGACUUGAAAAGACCAUGGAAGAUGUUCUAAAUUCUUGUGACCUAAUGGAGGAUCUUCUGCAAACAAUGAAAGAGACUGAAAUACAAACCCUGUGUAGUGCUAAAUAUAGUCCAAGACCUGUAACACAUAACAAGGGGGAUACAAGCCAAGAAACACAGUCUUACCCUGAGUACUUGGAAUCAAUAUCGCAGCAAAUCAAGAGUAGAAUGGAACUACAAGAACUGUUAUCCGACUUUGUCAGAUCCAAACUAACAUAGCUUAGCAUUUAGUCUGUUUAAAGCACAAUGUAAACAGAAGUUUUCCUGAUAAUGGUGAAAACUGCCGGCAAUGCUGAUGCCACUAGUACGCUGUGUUGAAAGGUUCUGCCUGUGUUUGAGGUCAGGCAUUUGCCCAGCUCGUAACCAGUAUUCCCACAACUUGUGGUCCCCUGAGAAAGACACAGAAGUGUUUGGACUGUUUGAGCACAGUGUUGGACUGAAAGCAGCCUCAUUUGCAAUGUCUCAUAUGUCAGUGGGGCGGACCCAGUUCCAAAAGAGGGGGCCAAAGCAAAGGUUUCAAGAAAGGGGGAGUCAGAUUCAUUGUUCUUCCAUGAAUUCCCUUAUAUUUCUUGUUACUUCUAAGUGAAAUAUCUGAAAAUAGGGGGUGUUGCCUGCUCGUCUUACCCCUAGAUCCACCUCUGUUAAAUGAUUGCAAAGUGUUGCUUGCACUAGAGCUGUUUGUACAUUUGUAAAAAAUACUGCCCAAAUGGUGUAAAAGUCACCCAAGCAUAGUGUUAGUGUAUAAAGAGGCUUGGAUAUCUAAAAACAAUAUAAGAAAUAAAAUAGAAUGAGCCUCA
Nematostella vectensis (starlet sea anemone) is the source of this 1099-nucleotide messenger RNA. Its product is annotated as mediator of RNA polymerase II transcription subunit 29. Gene Ontology annotation, molecular function: transcription coregulator activity; transcription factor binding. Gene Ontology annotation, biological process: regulation of transcription by RNA polymerase II. The record is from RefSeq and is a predicted model, not a curated record. Gene Ontology annotation, cellular component: mediator complex. The coding region runs from base 45 to 521 and encodes 158 amino acids. Lineage: Eukaryota; Metazoa; Cnidaria; Anthozoa; Actiniaria; Edwardsiidae. The transcript has 4 exons.